Messenger RNA from Cyprinus carpio (common carp), 4347 nucleotides. RefSeq names its product tripartite motif-containing protein 16-like. The transcript is spliced from 6 exons. Lineage: Eukaryota; Metazoa; Chordata; Actinopteri; Cypriniformes; Cyprinidae. Bases 2103 to 3791 code for a protein of 562 amino acids. Gene Ontology annotation, molecular function: protein-folding chaperone binding; zinc ion binding. The record is from RefSeq and is a predicted model, not a curated record.
CUCAAGAGACUGCUUGGUGUCUGAGGUGUCACAUCUGAAAACACUUCUCUUGGUUACUACAAAACAAAAAUAUUAAAAGCAUUUUGUGGCAUGUUAAGGGAAGAAGCAACUGAAGUUGCAACAUAAGUGAUAAACUGUGGUGCUGUGUUUGUGUUUUGGCAGAGUUGUGCAUCUGUACUUGUAAAGUCUGCUUACAUUUAGCAACUGUUAAAGCAGGACAGAGCUAUUGCAGAUGGCCUCAGACAUUCUGAUGCAUAUUCAUUUGAUUGCAGUACAUUCUCAUCAUGAAAACAACUGAAACUAGCUUAUGUAUUUAGUUAAUGACCCCAUACAUCUUCAUAUCUUAGUAAAUAAGCCAUUGUGAUUUGCUGUUAUCACAGCUCACAACACAAGGAUGGCAUGUUGCAAUAGUAUGGGGGUAGAAUUGUUGCAUUAUUCCAAAUAAAUAAAUUAUGAUCCACCAACAAAAAAAUUUAACAUACUGACAAAUAAAUAGAAUGAGAUCCAAAAAUAAAUCUCAGAGUUUCACAAACAUUGAUUAAAUUCACAAAUAAAUAAAAUGAGAUUUGCAAAAAAAAAAAAAAACAACAAAAAAAAAACCUCACAAAUACAUUUUAAUAUCACAAACACAACUUAGUCUGCCAUUCAUUUGUGAAUCGCGUCCUGUACAUUUGUAGAUUGCUGUUACAUUUUUUGUAACUCUCUUUACAUUUGUCUGUGGAUCAUAAUCUAUUUAUUUGGAAUAAUGCAACAAUUCUACCCCCAUACUAACAUCCCAGUUGCUCCCUAAAAGAUUAUAUGGUCAGAAACUUGAUCCAAGUGCAGCAUUAGUUUAUUUUAAAAAACACAAACACAGAUAAUUCACAGAGGAAACAGGAAGGCAACAGCUUACCAACAUGCAAAGACAUCGACUGAUAAAGAGGGACUGAAGCACUGGGCUGUAUAUCCACAGGAAAGCUUACAAGAUAAGCUAGACACGCUAAGGGAGACAAUCAAGGGAACCAAUGAAACAAAGGGACUACACACUAUAACAGGAAACAACAAAUACAACAUAAAAGUCCAGACAAAUGGAGAACAUGUAUCACAGUGUCUGGCCUUGAGCUAGGAUGCAGACUCUCUACCUGUGAUACUCACAUUGUGGAUCUCCAGGGAUAUUCUCCAGCGAUCUCCCCUAAUCUCCUGUGUCUGCUACUUACUUCCAGAGUAUCCUCCAUGUCUUCAGCGAUCCCCCUGCCCAGUAUAAACCUGUGUAAGUAAGAUAAGUCUACUGACGUUAUGAGAUGAGACCCUCCACGUUGUGUUGUCUUCACUGCUCUGUCACCUGUGUGGAAAGUCCAUCAUCAUCAUCAUCUUCAUCCCUCUUUUGAUUAAUGUUCACUGUUCAGUUUACUCACCUGUUUGCCUUCACCUUUCUGUGAAUAAGAAACUAACAUCCUGUCUAAGUCUGGUUUAUCUUGAAAAUAGGAUGUUUUGUAGUUUUGUGGUGGUGUACGUUAAUAUGUUGUCAUUCUAAUUUAGUUUUUUUUUCCUUUCAAACACUGUUUCAAAAUAUGGCUCUGAUUAUGUUUAGUUUAUAAAAAUAUAAUGAGUAAUAGAGAUAAAGAACCCCUUGAACUGCUGCUGAACUACAUAUAUUAAUAUAGAUGGUAUAUACAGAUACCAUGUAUAUUCAUAUUUUUAGUUCAGCAAAAGGACAUGGAAUUUGCCCCUAUGUCAUGCAAUAAAAUAUUUCAGGUGCACACAGAGUUAAUUAUAAACCAUUGAUUGAACCCAGAUUUGACUAUAAAACAUUUUAUAGUGAACUUUGUGAGAAUGCUAUGCCUGAUUUAAAUUGUGUUGGACUUGUUUGGAGUUGUUUUGGCUGCCAUCUGCCCUGGACUGUGUGCUCUUUCCCUUAAGGGGUGGUUUUUAUUUACCUAACUGUUAUAUUUUGUAUUUGUAAGGUUGUUUGUGAGACGGAAUGGACUUUGUUAUUUCCUAUGAAUCUGCAGUUAAAUACAAUCUGAGUCACACCUUAAAGACACAUUUACACACAUCUCUCAAACACAGAACCAGGAAAACUGUUUCAAGCUGUUUAAACGAAAGCAAGACUUGUUGAGUUGAUGUUUGUUUCUGAAUGUACAUACAGUGAAAUGGCAGAAACCAGUUUUUCUCUGGAUCAGUUCAGCUGUCCGGUGUGUCUGGAUCUCCUGAAGGAUCCAGUGACCAUUCCCUGUGGACACAGUUACUGUAUGAGCUGUAUUACAAGCUACUGGGAUCAGGAGGAUCAGAAGAGAGUCUACAGCUGCCCUCAAUGCAGACAGAACUUCCUUCCAAGACCUGCUUUAAAUAAAAACACUGUGCUGAGUGAAGUGGUGGAGCAACUGAAGAAGACCAAACUCCAGGCGUCUGUUCCUGCUGGACCUGAAGAUGUGGAGUGUGACGUCUGUACUGUGAGAAAAAAUAAAGCUGUCACGUCCUGUCUGGUGUGUCUGAACUCUUACUGUCAAAAUCACCUCCAACAACAUGAGAAUUUCUUUAAAGGUAAGAGACACAAUCUGACAGAAGCCACUGGACGACUUCAAGAGAAAACCUGUCCAACACAUAAUAAAUUACUGGAGAUCUAUUGUCAUACUGACCAGCAGUGCAUUUGUUAUCUGUGCACGAUGGAUAAUCACAAACACCAUGAUACUGUAGCAGCUGUAGCAGAGAGGACAAAGAAACAGAUAAUUUUGAAAGAGACACAGAGAAAGUUCCAGCAGAGAAUCCAGCAAAUAAAGAAAGAUCUUGAGGAGCUGAGAGAGGCUGUGGAGUCUCAUAAGUGCUCUGCAGAGAGAGCAGUGGAGGACAGCGAGAGGAUCUUCAUUGAGCUCAUCUGUUCUAUUGAGAAAAUCCGCUCUAAAAUGAUGCAGACGAUCAGAGAACAAGAAAAGGCUGCUGUGAGUCGAGCCGAAGGACUCAUUGAGCAGCUGAAGCAGGAGAUUGAUGACCUGAAGAGGAGACACACUGAACUGGAGCAGAUUUCUCACACAAAUGAUCACAUCCAUUUUCUCAAGAGUUUCCGGUCUCUCGCUGUAUCUCCUGAAUCUGCAGAUGAACCCAACAUCACUGUCAGCUCUCUCCUCUCUUUUGAUGAUGUGAGAAAGUCUGUCUCUCAACUCAAAGAAAAACUAGAGGAUUUCUGUCGAGAGGAGAUAGAAAAGAUAUCUGGCAGAGUAACAUAUGUUGAAAUUAUUCCCACCAAUGAACCCAAGAUCAGAGAGGAGUUCCUACAGUAUUACAGUAAGUUCACUCUGGAUCCAAACACAGUGAAUGAACAUCUCCGUCUGUCUGUCUGGAAUGGAGUGUUUAAUGUCCCUAAUGUAGUCCAGCAGUAUCCUGAUCAUCCAGACAGAUUUGAUCAUUUUCCUCAGGUGUUGUGUAGAGAGAGUGUGUGUGGACGCUGUUACUGGGAGCUGGAGUGGAGCGGUGAUGAUGGUGUGGACAUAUCAGUGUCAUAUAAGAGCGUCAGCAGGAAAGGAGGCAGGAACGAGUGUGUUUUUGGAUGUAACGAUCACUCCUGGAGUUUGGACUGCUCUGCAUUACUUUACUCAUUCUGGCACAAUGACAGCUACACUGAUCUUUCUGUACCAUACGGGCGCAGGAGAAUAGGAGUGUAUGUGGAUCACAGAGCAGGAACUCUGUCCUUCUACAGCGUCUCUGACACAAUGAGCCUCAUCCACAGAGUGCAGACCACAUUCACUCACCCUCUCUAUCCUGGGUUUGCCGUUCACAGCGGAUCAACAGUGAAACUGUGUGAUCUAACCAUAUAGAUUACAGAGAGUCUAAUUCUGAAGAAUACAUAAUGUGGUUUUAAGCCACAUGAUGAAUCAGUCACUGAGAAAUUACUGCAGUCUCUUAUUUGCUAUCAAUAAUACAUACAGAAAGCUGAACUUCUUUGAAUAUCAGAUGUUAACAGAGUAAAACGAUUAGAGAUUAAAGACAAUUCUAACUGUUGUGCUGAUUAAAUUAUUGUGAGGGAAUAAAAAGGGUUGAACUGAGUUACUGCAUACAGAGUUUCCACUACAGUGCAUAAUAUAUGGUACUUGAAAUGGUUAUACAGCUUAUAUAGGCCUAACUUUUUAUAUUAUAGGCAUUUUAUUUUAUAUUGAAAUAUUGAAAUGCUGCUGUCCAUGUGUUUGAUUUGAGAUAUAGCCAAUGCAGUCUGUUUUAGUUGCUUUUAGUGUAUAUUAAUGUCACCCUAAUAGAAAUGUUCAUUCAUUCAAAAGCCAUUGUUUGAAAAUAUGGCUCUAAUUAAAUUAAACAUAAUUUAUAAUAUGUAUAAUAUUGGAAUUAAUCAUAUGAUAUAUUAAAGGUGUUGCCUCAUUU